AUGUCUCGCGAGGACGAACUCAUUGCUCAAUAUAGUGACAUUACUGGGGCCAACGUCACAGAGGCUCGUCAGCGAUUAGAGGCUUUCGAGUGGAACUUGGAAGCAGCUAUGGAAGACCACUAUACAGGAGGCAAUGAUUCAGAUGCUGAACCUGAGAUGGAGUUAGGCGAUGAACCAGAAGACAUACCACAACCACCGACACAGGAUGCGAGUGGAAGCUAUCGUUUAGGUGAUGGUCUUUCUACAAGUCAACCUGUCCCUGCUGUCCCUGCCUCUUCGAGCUCAGCCACUAAGCCUAGACCUGCGCCUGCACCAUCGAAACGAUUCGCCACGUUAGGUGAUUUCACAUCAAGUGCCAGAAAAGACUCCGACUCAGACGACGACAACCAAGAUAUGUAUGCUGGAGGUGACAAAUCCGGAUUGGCCGUGAAGAACCCUGGUCGAGACUCGGAGGACUUAAAGAAGAAGAUCAUUGACAAAGCACGGAAAGGAGGCAAAGACCUCGUGGAGGAUGAACCCAAGAAGAAGUCGUUCUUCACAGGCAAUGCUCGGACUCUAGGCGGGGAUGACACACCUUCGCAGGAGAUCCAAGGAGAGGCGGAAGAACAAUCUACAGCGAGAGUCAAGCGGAGCCUUCACUUCUGGCAGGAUGGCUUUAGUAUUGAUGAUGGUGACUUGUUCAGAUUCGACGACCCUGCCAACGCCAAUGUAUUAAGUCAGAUACGAAGUGGCAGAGCUCCUUUACACAUCAUGAAUGUCGCACCCGGCCAGGAGGUUGACGUUCAGGUCGUCCCCCACGAGGAAAAGUAUGUAAAGGCAAAGAAGCAGUACAGAGCCUUCGAAGGUCAGGGACAAAGACUGGGCAGCCCUACUCCAGCAACCUCAUCUUCUGCUCCAAUGCCAGGCUCAUUUACACAGACCACUCCGGCAGCUGCAUCCAGUACUACCACUCAAACCCAAACGAAUCAGGUCGACGAAUCAAAGCCAAUCUUGACAUUACGAAUCAGCUUAGGUACUGGCACUCGAAUGACUGCUCGGUUCAACACGGACCAGACCAUAGGGGACGUCUACGACUAUGCACGAAGGCACGAGACUUCUGGUCGCGAUUUUGUCUUACAGACCACUUUUCCUACGAGGGAAUUCAAAGACCAGUCACAGAUACUGGGAGAUGUUGCUGAGCUCAAGCGUGGAGGGGCUCUGGUGCAGAAGUAUACUUAA
Molecule: messenger RNA, 1218 nt
Organism: Lithohypha guttulata
Lineage: Eukaryota; Fungi; Ascomycota; Eurotiomycetes; Chaetothyriales; Trichomeriaceae
Gene: SHP1
Product: protein phosphatase regulator
Exons: 2
Coding region: 1-1218 (405 amino acids)
Biological process (GO): proteasome-mediated ubiquitin-dependent protein catabolic process; autophagosome assembly; nuclear membrane reassembly
Cellular component (GO): nucleus; cytosol
Molecular function (GO): ubiquitin binding
Source: RefSeq, a predicted model, not a curated record